Molecule: messenger RNA, 3422 nt
Organism: Trichoplusia ni (cabbage looper)
Lineage: Eukaryota; Metazoa; Arthropoda; Insecta; Lepidoptera; Noctuidae
Product: dopamine D2-like receptor
Exons: 9
Coding region: 1032-2678 (548 amino acids)
Biological process (GO): adenylate cyclase-activating adrenergic receptor signaling pathway
Cellular component (GO): membrane
Molecular function (GO): dopamine neurotransmitter receptor activity, coupled via Gi/Go; G protein-coupled receptor activity
Source: RefSeq, a predicted model, not a curated record
AUACAGCUAUUAUUGAUGACUAUUAUUUCCUUAUUAAAAUUGUUAUGCCUAAAAACUCUUAUUUGUUCCAAAAUUUUAAUUUUAAUAGAUCUAAAAUUCGUCAAGUGAUUUAAAUAAAACGUGUACGGAAACUGAACAGUAACAAAUAGAAGACUAUUUACAAAGACAUUCCAGAACUAACAAAAAAAUUUCUUUUUUCGUAACUUAAACUACUAGACUUUUUCAAAUAUCUUUCAAUCACUUCUGCGUAAGAGUGUACCGAUCCUGCCGGCGUUCCAUUAACAGUGUCUCGGUAGGAACUAAUUCAAUUGUACGCGCUAUCCCGGCUCGCGCAGUUUUUACCUCCCUUCUGAGGUCUUUCCUGAUUAUAUAUUCAAUAGGAACUAAAAUAUUUUGUCAAAUUGAAUGGUAUCAUGUGACUAUUCUUCUCAUAAUCUCCUGGUUCUUAGCGGUUUUAAUAAGUCUUGAGAGUGGCAGAACUAGGAAAGUACGAAAACAUAUAGACGAUGCAUCUUGUGGUGAUAUAAGUGGUUUUGUUGUGACUAAUAUGAACCUCCGGAUGCAACUACUAGACUUCGUUUGUGGUAAUGGGCUAAAGAGAAGUGAAGAUCAUGAGUCAAGUGUAGAAAUUGGCACUGAAGAAACAAGUUAAAUGAAGUCGGCAUUGGAUGACGAAAGAGGUAGUAAUGGUUGAACAAAAGUUUUUGCAUCUACGACAAGUGGUAAAAGCGAAUUUAUUGUGACGAAAUUAACGUGUAUCUCAAUCGUACAGGUUCAAAGAAAAUGGCGGCAAAAAUGAAACAUACAACAAAAACGAAUAAAAACAUCAAAUAUUGAACAAUGAAGACCAUUUCUAUCAAAUGACAUCAUGAAAUUUAUAGACAAGUUCAUAAAGCUAGACUAUAAACGGAUCCCUGCAUCCGUAAUGUGAAACAUGACAUCCGUAUUCAAAAUGGAUGCAAGGACAGAAGACAAGAAAAUGGCUAACAAAUAAAUCAUAAAUAUUGUAACAGAAGCAUUGACAGUCCACAAUGAAUAACCAAGAAGGUUCAAUACAAAAUAUGACAGUACCAAGACUAUGUUCUAAUGGAUGUCAGGACGCGUCGAGAAUAAUUGAAAUAAAACCGCCGGACCCCAACACUACGUUCUACCAUCACUAUAUCGAUAACAAUACCGAUUCCGAUUUCAAUAUCGAUAUUUUUAACGAUACCUUCAGUGAUACGAACUGUACGUUUAAAAAUGGAACGUGUAGUGACGUGGACUACAACUAUUGGGCGUUGUCGCUGCUCGUGUUUCCUGUACUGACAUUAUUCGGUAAUGUUCUAGUGAUAUUAAGUGUUUCGAGAGAAAGGAGUUUGCAGACAGCUACGAACUAUUUUAUAGUCAGUCUCGCUGUCGCUGACUUGUUAGUUGCUGUUGUUGUGAUGCCGUUCGGAGUUUAUUAUUUGUUCAACGGCGUGUGGGGUCUGCCGGCGGUGGCGUGCGACUGCUACAUAGCCAUCGAUGUAAUAUGCUCAACGUCAAGUAUAUUCAAUUUAGUCGCUAUAUCUGUUGACAGAUACAUAGCCGUGACGCAGCCAAUAAAAUACGCGAAGCACAAAAGCAACGCGCGGGUCUGGUCUAUGAUAGGGGUGGCUUGGCUGGUCUCCGGCGCCAUCGGGUCUCCGAUCGUCCUUGGUCUGAACAACACGCCAGACCGGAGGUCUGACGACUGCCUCUUCAACAACAAGGAUUACGUGAUAUACUCCUCGCUUGGAUCCUUCUACAUACCCUGCAUCAUUAUGAUGUUCUUGUAUUAUAAUAUUUUUAAGGCAAUAAGAAAAAGAGCGAAAAAGCAGAGAAUAGCCAAGAAGACGUCCGCGGCGAUCAGCUCAGCAGUCUCCAGUGGAACAGCAGCUGUGGUUAUAGAGAACGUUGCUCAGACGCAGCGCCUCGACGGGUCAUUACAAGAUGCUCCCACUAACACAGCCUCAGGAAGCAAUGAGGAUGAAGAUGAAGACAACUUUGGAAGAACAGAGAUGGGUGCAUACGCCGAAGAGCUAGUCAACUCCAGAUCAGCCAGGUUCAUGUUGGCUGCUGUGGUCGAAGAAACAGGACUGAUAAUGGCGAACCUCGCAUCUCCGAUCCCGAUGAUGGAUCCGAACACGAACAACGACUCGGGGUACGCACCUUCCAACAUGGAUGCCGAGAAGGAGCAUACCCCACCAGCAUCACCCACGCAAAAGGAGAAAGACGAGAAGAAAGCAGAGGAUAAGACUGAUGCGCCAAAGAAGCCAGAAUUGAAAAAGAAGCUCAGCCGUCUAAGCAACAGCUCGCUGAUCUCGACUCCUCGGCGUCGGUUCAGGAGUGCGGCCUCCGCAGCCAGGUUCACCAUCUUCAGGGCCAACAGAGCCGGCAAGCUGAGAGCCAAGUCCUUUGCCAAGAAAGAGAAGAAAGCCACUCAAACUCUUGCUAUAGUACUUGGUGUAUUCCUCUUCUGCUGGGCACCAUUCUUCUCCUGCUCGGUCCUCGACGCGAUGUGCUCCAAGUUCGGUCUCCCCUACUCCCCUGGGGUCACUGUCUUCAUCCUCACGACGUGGCUCGGCUACAUCAACUCGUUCCUCAACCCCGUCAUCUACACCAUCUUCAACCCUGAGUUCAGGAAGGCGUUCAGGAAGAUACUCAACUGCGGAACCUAGCCCUUAGAUUACUACGUAGUUUAUGACUAAACUUGGAUCUAGACUUCAAUCCUUAAUUCUUCAACAUUUCAUUUUUCCUGCCACAGAUUAGUGAAGCAAUGGAGUGCUACAAAAUUACAACUACAAAAACAAAAGAGUGUCUUUUCUGGAUAAUCCGUGGAGACUUGUAAAAUAGAAUAUUUAAAAUGCCGUUCUAGGAAAAUGCAGCAUAAACAUUUAUAAGUGAAAACAAGCUUGCAAGCAACCGACUUUUCAACAACUAUAAACUACAGCUAUCAAUUUUAAUAUUUAACGCAGUCCUUCGGGAAAAAUAGAGAUGAACAAUAGACAAAAACUAAUUUAAGAGGGGAAAAACAUAAGAAAAGCAAACACGUCCUAUAUAAAACAUGGAUAAUUGCAUAUCCAGUAUACCAAAGAAUUAGUCUAAUGAAGCAAUGAAAAUAUACUCUUCAAUGUCAAAAGAAAGAAAAAUACCAAAGGAAACUAGUCAUAAUUUAUUAUAUGAGGAAAAAAAAUGCUAACCACUCGUGACUUUUUGAUGCAUGGUGCCACAGAACAUGGUCAUUCUAUACACCAUCAUCAUGGAAUAUAUGUAAAGUCAGUUGACUUUGCUAGUAUAUUUUCUACAAAUGUCAAAAAAUAGCACUCCAUUGGAUAAGCGUCUGACUUUCUUUUUUAAAACACAGUAUAUAGUAAAACUUCUGUUCAAAACUCAAAUUAUUCAUAUUUUUAGUAGAUUUUAAA